AUGGCACAACAGACGGCGAAACCGAUAUUGCUGCAUUUUGGCCAAUUGUUUUUGUUGUGCAAGCUGCUUGGCCUCUAUCCGCAUAGCUUGGAGGCAUUCCGGCACACGCACGCAUUGCACAGCAGCAAAAUUGGCACUGCGGUCGUGAUUGCUACGAUGUUUGCGAUUAACAUCUUCUACAAUUUAUUGAUAUACUCGUUCUCAGAAGAGGAUCACGCAUUGAAAGCUUCGCAGAGCACACUGACUUUCGUAAUUGGCAUCUUUCUCACCUACAUCGGUCUGGUAAUGAUGAUGACCGAUCAAUGGUCGGCGAUACGCAAUCAAUCGAAAAUCGGUGAACUCUACGAACGCAUUCGCGGCGUUGAUGAACAGCUGCUGCGUGAGAAUAUAGCCGUAGACAAUUCAGCGAUCUCCAAACGGAUCCUCAUAAUGAUUGCGCUCACUGUUGUCUGCGAGCUCACUAUUUUAGUAUCGACUUACGUCACUCUGGUUGAUUACACCGAAUGGAAAUCACUACUCUGGUUCUUCUCUGGCUUUCCAACUUUCUACAACUCAUUGGACAAAAUUUGGUUCGCAAUAACUUUGAAUGCGUUGAGACAACGCUUUUACAGGAUCAACACUGCUCUGGAUGAAAUGGUGGCAUGGUAUGAGAUGAAAAAUGGCGGGAAAGACACGACCUCUUUAAAGACUUCCAUUACAAAUGAAGAUUUCGGACAGUCAAUGGAGUACCUGUACAAGGAGCUCACACAUAUGGAGGCGAUCAAACGGCUUAACUAUGGAAAGAAUAAAAUUUCACCGGUGGCACACUCCUUAAACUCAUUCGGCGAAGCUAUUGAAAUGCCCAAAAAGCAACAAAAGCUCAGCAGUCAACCACCUACAUUUAAUAUGAUUUACGAAACUGAAUUGAACAACGACAUCCAGAAGGUGGAGGAGAAAUUGAACAAUUUGUGUCAGCUGCACGACGAGAUUUGCGAAAUUGGUAAAAUGCUGAACGAGCUCUGGAGCUAUCCGAUAUUGGUGUUGAUGGCCUACGGGUUCCUCAUUUUCACGGCACAAUUGUAUUUCCUGUAUUGCGCCACGCAGCAUCAGGUCAUUCCAUCGCUAUUUCGUUCGGCCAAGAAUGCCAUCAUUACGACAAUCUACUUGAGUUACACCGCCGGAAAGUGCAUCUAUUUGAUUUACCUCAGCUGGAAGACGGCACUCGAAUCGAAGCGCACUGGCAUUUGUCUGCACAAGUGCGGCGUUGCGGCCGAUAAUAAUUUGCUCUACGAGAUUGUCAACCACUUAUCACUCAAAUUACUGAAUCACUCGGUUGAUUUCUCGGCUUGCGGUUUCUUCACGCUGGACAUGGAGACGCUCUACGGCGUAAGUGGCGGUAUCACGAGUUACCUCAUCAUUCUCAUACAAUUCAAUUUGGCGGCGCAACAAGCCAAGGACGCCGUACACAAUGAUGAUGAAACCACCAGUCUGUUGCCCACUACGGGCGAAGGCAAUACAACAACAAUUCUGGAUUUAUUUACGACCGCAUUUAUGCCCACCACACACUCGUCUAUCAACUAG
This is a messenger RNA of Anastrepha obliqua, 1560 nucleotides long. It is a transcript of the gene Gr66a, whose product is annotated as gustatory receptor for bitter taste 66a. NCBI's taxonomy places the organism in Eukaryota, Metazoa, Arthropoda, Insecta, Diptera, Tephritidae. Gene Ontology annotation, cellular component: dendrite; axon; membrane. Bases 1 to 1560 code for a protein of 519 amino acids. The record is from RefSeq and is a predicted model, not a curated record. The transcript is spliced from 6 exons. Gene Ontology annotation, biological process: sensory perception of taste.